GUUUUGUACGUUAAUUAACCCCAGCUGCCACGCCCGCGUGCGUCAUCACAUUAAUUCACGCGCGUUUUUGGUUUGCGUUUGAGUUGGGAUCGGAUCGAUCCUCCACGUGGAUGCGAAUUAUCCGCGGCACCUAUAUAUUCGGGAGCAUCGGCCGCGGGCUAAGCUACCUUGCGAGCAACGGUUGAGGGUCAACAAUCAACUAGCUCCUUUCCUUUCUAAUUUUGAUAAUUAUGGAGAAGGAGCAGCGGCAACAACAACAACAUGAGGCGGGCGAGCUUGAGGCGCCGCUGCUGCUUCCUGCAGGCCACCACGACCACGCCGUCGAUAAUGGCGACGCCGCCGCCCGUACCAAGGCCGCCGCCGCCGCCGCCGGUAGCUCCUACGCCCUCGUCUGCUCCCUCGUCGCCUCCGCCAUCUCCAUCAUCUACGGCUACAACCGAGGGGUGAUGAGCGGGGCGCAGAAGUUCGUGCAGGAGGACCUGGGCGUCAGCGACGCGCGGAUCGAGGUGCUCAUCGGGGCCACCAGCAUCUACUCGCUCGUCGGCUCGCUGGCGGCGGGCUGGGCCUGCGACAGGCUGGGCCGCCGGCGCACCAUGGCGCUCUCGGCCGCCAUGUUCUUCGCGGGAUCCGCCGUCACCGGCGCCGCCACGGGCUACGCCGCGCUCAUGGCGGGGCAGCUCGUCGCCGGCGUCGCGUGCGGGUUCGGGCUCGUCGUCGCCCCCGUCUACAUCGCCGAGAUGGCGCCCGCCGCGUCCCGCGGAUUCCUCUCCUCCAUCCCCGAGAUCGCCGGCAAUUCAGGCAUCCUGCUGAGCUACAUCGCCGACUUCGCCCUGGCGGGGCUCCCCAGGGGCCUCAACUGGCGCCUGAUGAUCGGCGUGGGCGCCGUCCCGCCGCUCUUCCUGGCCGUGGCGGCGCUCCUCUUCAUGCCGGAGACGCCACGCUGGCUCGUCCUCCACGGCCACCACGACGAGGCCCGCCGCAUCCUCGCCCGGACCACCGGCGACCGCGCGCUCGCCGACCGCCGCUUCACCGAGAUCGUCUCCUCCGUCCAAGUCCACGAAACCCCCAAUAAUAACGCCAACCAUAAUAAUAAAAACAAAAAGGCCUCGGGCACGAGCGUGUGGCGCGAGAUCCUGGUCCGGCCCACGCCGCCCGUGCGCCGCGUGCUGCUGGCCGUGCUGGGCCUCCAGUUCUUCCAGCAGGCCUCCGGGGUCGCGGCCCUCGUGCUGUACGCGCCGCGGGUGUUCAACCACGUGGGGAUCACCUCCCAGCGGGCCGUGCUGGGCGCCACGGUGCUCUUGGGCCUCGUCAAGACGGUCUCCAUCGUCGUGCCCCUCUUCCUGGCAGACAGGCUGGGCCGCCGGCCCAUGCUGCUGGCCAGCGCCGGCGGCAUGGCCGCGUCGCUGCUCGUGCUCGGAUUCUCUCUCCGCGCCUCGCCGCCUUCGGGGGGCGCGUGGUGGGCGGCGGCGACGAGCGUGGCGGCGGCGGCGGCGUUCAUGGCGACCUUCUCGCUCGGGUUCGGGCCCGUGAUCUGGAUGUACGGGUCGGAGAUCCUGCCGCUGCGGCUGCGCGCGCAGGGCACCGGCAUCGGCACGGCCGUCAACCGGGUCAUGAGCGCCGUCGUGGGGAUGACGUUCAUCUCGUUGUACGAGGCCGUGGGCAUGGCGGGCAGCUUCUACAUCUUCGCCGGGUGCGCGGCGGCGGCGUGGGUGUUCGUCUACGCUUGCCUGCCGGAGACCAAGGGGAAGAGCCUCGAGGAGAUGGAGGCGCUCUUUGCCACCGCCGCAAGGUCGCCGCCGUCUACGCCGCUGCCCUUGUGAUCGAAAUCGCUCAGGCAGUAGCACCGAGGCAUGGGCGAUCUGAAACGUGAUUGGGCGAUCAUUUAUGGCUGUAAGAUGUGAUGGAAGUAAAGACUGGUCAAAUUCAUGGCCGAAUCAGGGUAAUUCUUGCGACUUGUUCGUGUGAAGUAAUUUUGAUUCGAGAAGGAUAAUUAUAUAUCAUCUUGUGUAUACAUAUCAUCUGUUUAACUUUUUUCUUUUGCUUUCGAAAAUGACACGGAUUUUUAUAUAAA
This is a messenger RNA of Brachypodium distachyon (stiff brome), 2071 nucleotides long. Its product is annotated as putative polyol transporter 1. Gene Ontology annotation, biological process: transmembrane transport. The record is from RefSeq and is a predicted model, not a curated record. Gene Ontology annotation, cellular component: membrane. Gene Ontology annotation, molecular function: carbohydrate transmembrane transporter activity. Lineage: Eukaryota; Viridiplantae; Streptophyta; Magnoliopsida; Poales; Poaceae. The coding region runs from base 231 to 1820 and encodes 529 amino acids. The transcript is spliced from 3 exons.